ACCUCUGCUUUAUAAACCUCCGACACCUCCGCCAUCGCUACACUCCUCCACACACAGACCUCGGACUUCUGCUCGGUCCUUGUUAAACCCCAGGACGUUUGUCUUCUCUUCUGAAACACUCGUUGUUGUUUUUUCUAUACUUUACCGUACUUUUGUGGCAGAAUGAGUUCGGCGUGUGUGCUCGUCCAGCAGCCGUCUCUGGGGGCAGUGCUGCGGCCGUGUCCGCAGGCAGUGAGCAGCCGCUCGGACACAAGCAGCAGUCAGAGGUCACUGUGGCGGCCGUGGAUGAACUCUCCAGAACAGUGUCGUCACAGAAGGCUGUCCUGUCCUUACUCCAGAGCUUCAGUACCAGGGAGUUUGACACCUGGAAAAGUCCAGUCUUUCCAGCACCCUGUCAGGCUGUUUUGGCCCAAGAAGAAGUCCUUUGACUAUCUGUACAGUGAUGGAGAGGCUCUGCUGAGGAACUUCCCUGUUCAGGCAACGAUCAACUUCUAUGAGGAGUCUGACUGUGAUGAUGACGAUGAUGAUGAUGAUGACGACGAAGAGGAGGACUGGGAAGAGGAGGACGACUCUGAGCCACGCCUGAAACCACAGUCGUAUUUCACACACUACAACUGAUGGACGGAACGUCUCCACGACUUUCUGUGAAAGUGCUGGAGAGAUGACUUUAGUCUGAAGAAUUUGUCCUCACAAACCUAACUUUUUCAACGCCUGACUGAGGCCUCAGGAGAUGCUACCAACGAGGCCAACGAUGAAGAAUGUUCCGACCCACAUGUUGACGUGAACCAGUGUUAAGAACCACGAGAACUGGGCUUUCCUUUGAUUAUAAAUCUACAGCACGGUUCUUCUUACAGUUCUGUCUCUUCAGUUUCUGCCUCUGGAGUUAAAUCCAUUUCAUAUUCUGCAUGUGUUGCACAUUCUAAGUGUGUUGUUGUUGUUGUUGUUUUCCAUGUGGAUAUUAGUGCGACUGUUGAGCCAAGAUGUCAAAUGUAUGUCCCACAUUUGGGAGAAUCUCAGGGUCCGAUCCUCGCCACGUUGUACAGACGGUGAUCUACACUCAUUUAUAACUUAUAUAUUGUACAUACCUUGUACAUAGACAUAUUAAAAUGAUUUAUUUUUAUAUUGUUUACUGAAGAAGUAUUGGUGAAGAAAUAAAUGAAAAUGUAAACGUA
Cynoglossus semilaevis (tongue sole) is the source of this 1172-nucleotide messenger RNA. RefSeq names its product ripply transcriptional repressor 3 (gene ripply3). Bases 163 to 618 code for a protein of 151 amino acids. Lineage: Eukaryota; Metazoa; Chordata; Actinopteri; Pleuronectiformes; Cynoglossidae. Gene Ontology annotation, biological process: embryonic pattern specification; negative regulation of transcription by RNA polymerase II. The transcript has 4 exons. Gene Ontology annotation, cellular component: nucleus. The record is from RefSeq and is a predicted model, not a curated record.